Molecule: messenger RNA, 1395 nt
Organism: Trichoderma reesei QM6a
Lineage: Eukaryota; Fungi; Ascomycota; Sordariomycetes; Hypocreales; Hypocreaceae
Exons: 1
Coding region: 1-1395 (464 amino acids)
Source: RefSeq, a predicted model, not a curated record
AUGUCCCAAUGGCGAGUCACAGCCGAGCAGCCACUCCGAGACAUCGAAGGCCUCGAUCACGAACGAUGCGCCGCUCUGCACAACCUCAUCAUCGAGCAAGGAUGGACUGCAAGCGGCCGCAGCCUGAGCCAUCUCGACCGCCGGUCGUGGUGGGAGUGCUAUGGCGGUGACGCGCAACUAUUGCCGCACGCUGCCAAGCUGAGCCCUUCUCUCAUUGCCUUUCUCCAGGCGGCGUGGCACGGCUACGCAAUGACGGCACAGCCUCAACACGCAUUCUUCCGGUAUCUCGCUGGCCUCAGCUCGCCAGACCAGCUUUGGGAGAAUGCCAACUACGGCCACGACGAGGACGACUCCAACAAGCGGCGUUACGUGACGCUCUACAUGGCGAACUGGGCGCUGGGCGCCAGUCACCCGUUGGGGCUCGUCUUCGAUCAGGACAUGGCCACGGCAAUGCAGCAUAUUUCGAUUCAUGACACGAGCGUCACGAUGAAUGGUAGACAGGUGUGGCUGCCCCUCGAGCUCGUUCUUGAAGCCUUUCUGGACAUGAUGGACCAGGGCAAGGUGCUGGCUGUGGGCUCGUCCUACGAUGGAGAGCAAGAGCGGAUCGACCCCUGGAUUAUGCCGUCUUAUACGGAGCGUGACUUGGAAGAGACGCUCGAAGCCUUGGGCCGACUCACACAAGCGAUUGAGGCUCGUAUGCCUGCAUCUUCCUGCGCUGAAACGCAUCAUCUUCGAAAGAUUCUCCAGUCGGGCACAAUCUUGCCAAACAGCUUCGCAGGCCGGUUACUGGCACAGGCACGCGAGGUUCGAUUUCGCUACAUUGCACCAGGCCUUCGUUUAGCCCACCAACAGCCAUUCUCCUCAGUCAACAUCAACGAGGGGCAAUCGAUGCCCAUACUGCUCUUCGAGAGCAGCCAGGAGGCCCAUCGAGACGCGCGGCGAACGCCAUGGGGAGAAGAAGUCGUCAUACCGCCGUUCCCACCACCGUUCCAGGAGGUAGCGAGUUAUCCUGCCGGAGUCUAUCUGACAGAGACGGAUCCGCACGGCACGCAUCCGUUUGAAGACGGCUGCGUGCUCAUCCUGCCGUAUGCCAUCGGCGAGCACGGCUGGGCUCGGACCAGUGACGGGGCGCUGUUUGGAGAGGAUACGCAUGCCAGAGGGCCGGUCGCGGAGCCGGUGGCGGCGACUGGCACGGCGCUGUAUCAGCAGGGAUUCAACCACUUCAUACGGACGCACGACGUGCAGCUGAAGCAUGUGCUGGAGCGCUGGGCAGAGAUGGUGGAGGGAGGCAAGUGGGCGGUGGAUGGCGAGGGCGUGGCUGGGGGGGUGGACAAGUGGAGGGAGGCCGAUACGGAGGAGGGCUGGCGAGACUAUCAGCUGCCGAUGGCGUGGUGA